UUAAAAUUCAUAACAAUAAAGCAUUUGAAUAGUUCUUUUGUUACUCCAAUUUGGAAGACGGAAAGACAAAAGAAAUAAUUUGAGAAAAGGCGGAAAAACCCGAUUUCUAACACUUGCAUCACGUUGGUUAAUUUAGCAAUGCACAACACGCACAUACACUGAAAGGCUGACAGGAAGACAAAGAGAGAAGCAGCUCGUCACACAGCAAGAAGGAACGUUGUGUCAGCUUUGAAGAUAAUUGGCAAAAAUCAUUCGCUUUGAGGAUGUUGCUGAACCUCACCAACCAAACAGAAGAUGGCUUCUCCUGCUACAGUCCUUCAGUAGAGGUGUACCGCUACUUUGCCGUGCUGUGGGGAUGUGCUGUCACCGUCACCGGCACAAUGGGGAACCUGAUGACCAUUCUGGCGUUUGCCUCAGACUCCCACCUGAGGACCCGCUUCAAUGUGCUGAUUGUCAACCUGGCUCUGGCUGACCUGCUGUACUGCACCGUACUGCAGCCCAUUUCCGUUGACUCCUAUCUCCACCUCAGAUGGCGCAGCGGCGAGCUCUGGUGCAGAAUCUUUGGCCUGCUGCUCUUCCUCUCCAACUCGGUCUCCAUUAUCACCCUCUGCCUGGUAGCUGUGAGUCGGUACUUACUGGUUGGCAAAAGGGCCGUUUUCGACCGCGUCUUCUCAAACUGCGGACUCACUUGCCUCCUGAUUGCAACGUGGGCGCUCGGCCUGGCCAGCUUCUGCCCGCUCUGGUCCGUUUAUGUGUUUGUGCCUCAGGUGUGCACAUGCAGCUUCCACCGAAUCAGGGGUCGCCCCUACACCACCAUUCUGCUCUUCUUCUACUUCUUUGUGGGACUGGCCUGCGUCGGCACCUUCUACUUCCUCAUUUACCGACGCGUGCGGCUCGCGUCGUUGGCCUUGCUACGCUACAGGUUCAGCCGCCGGUCUUCCAAGAAGAAAGCCCCGGAAACGGACGACAGCGGUGUGGGGAACAGCAUGGCCACUUGCAGCAGUGAGCUGGGCACUCAGGACAAACUCACAGAGGUGGAGAAUUCCCUCCAAAGUACGCAAUGCAAGAGCUCAAAGGAAUCAUCUGCACACAAGCCAAACCCUGACGUUGGUAGUGUGCCACCUUUAAGGUCUGCUACCCCCGCCACUGCCAGCUCAGGAGAGGAUUCAGAAUCUAAGCGUGUGACGCACAUGUGUUUUGCGGUUUUCCUGUGUUUUGUGUUUUGCUUCGUCCCCUUCCUGUUACUCAACAUUGCCGAUAAACACGGCAGUGCCCCGCAAGUGCUGCACAUGUUGUGUGCCAACCUCACCUGGCUCAACAGCUGUAUCAACCCCAUACUCUACGCCGUCAUGAAUCGACAAUUCCGAAGGGCUUACCAAGUGCUGCUCACCAGGGCGGCUAUACCUUUCUCAUACCUCUGGAGGCAAAGCUCCUAAGGUCUUGCAUGCUGCAUGUACACUUUUAUUAGGGCCCACAUGGCCCAUUGUAUAAGGACUCCCUUUGGAGUCCUUAUGCAAUGGGACAUAAGGACCUAUUGAAUUUGUAACGUUUUAUUCUUUAUUAUUAUUAUUAUUAUUCUUCCGCAACUUUGCGCUGUAAUUUGACCCCCUUAACAUACUUCAAAACUCACCAAAUUUUACACACACAUCAGUAAUAUACGGCAAAACUUUUUAUCAAAAAACCAAACCUCAAAACUUAAAAUUGCGCUCUAGUGCCCCCUACGAAAAAAGAAAACUAGACUGCCUGUAACUCCCACUAGGAAGGUCGGAGAGACAUAAAACAAAACCUUUAUGUAGGUGUGACUUAGACCUAGAUUUCAUAAUAGUAUAUUCUCGGGCAAAAAUCAACAGGAAGUUGGCAAUUCCCCCUUCAAGACAAAAAAGUACUAAAAACAGUAACUUUUGCCUCUUUGAGCUGUAUUUUCACCCUCUUAACA
Molecule: messenger RNA, 1936 nt
Organism: Nerophis lumbriciformis (worm pipefish)
Lineage: Eukaryota; Metazoa; Chordata; Actinopteri; Syngnathiformes; Syngnathidae
Gene: gpr84
Product: G protein-coupled receptor 84
Biological process (GO): neuropeptide signaling pathway
Cellular component (GO): plasma membrane
Molecular function (GO): urotensin II receptor activity
Source: RefSeq, a predicted model, not a curated record